Otolemur garnettii (small-eared galago) is the source of this 1071-nucleotide messenger RNA. It is a transcript of the gene MISO1, whose product is annotated as chromosome unknown C3orf33 homolog. The record is from RefSeq and is a predicted model, not a curated record. NCBI's taxonomy places the organism in Eukaryota, Metazoa, Chordata, Mammalia, Primates, Galagidae. The transcript has 5 exons. The coding region runs from base 1 to 825 and encodes 274 amino acids.
AUGGCGGGGCGGCCGGCGGCCUCGCGCUCGCAGUCCCCGGACCCCGACCGAGCGGCGCCCAAUGUGGUGGCGCAGAUUUCACAGUGGGCAGACGACCACCUGCGUCUCGUCAGGACAUCAAAAUUUACAAGCUCCUCAGAUAUUCCAGUAGAAUUUAUAAGAAGAAAUGUUAAACUACGUGGACGGUUACGCCGAAUAACUGAGAAUGGUUUAGAAAUUGAACAUGUUCCUAUUACUUUACCUAUAAUAUCUUCAUUGAGAAAAGAGCCUUGCGGUGCUUUGCUGGUUAAGCUGGCUGGAGUAGAACUCACUGAAACUGGGAAGAUAUGGCUACAAAAAGAGCUAAAACCUUCCCAACUACUAUGGUUCCAACUUCUUGGAAAGGAGAAUUCAGCACUCAUUUGUUACCUUUUAGUGAAUAAGGGAGGCUAUUUUAGUGUGAGUCUGAAUGAAGAAAUUUUGAGACGAGGUCUUGGCAAAACUGUUCUUGUUAAAGAGCUUAAUUACGAUUCUAAAAUCUAUUGGACCAUUCAUAGAAACCUACUUAAAGCUGAGUUAACAGCUGUCAAAAAAGGAGAAGGAAUAUGGAAGGAAGAAUUUGAAAAAGAAAACUAUUUGGAAAAAUUCAAAGAUUCCUGGAGAGAAAUAUGGAAAAAAGACAGUUAUUUAAAAACACCUGGAUCAGAUUUCAACUUGAAGAAAGGAAGUUAUUACGACAAACUUAGAAGGACUUAUGAAGUGUGGAAAGACACCAUGAAUAGCUACUCCUUGAUACGGAAGUUCAGGGAACUUGUACAUCGCAUACGCUUUCCUAGAAAAGGGUGAAUUAUCCAAGAGGUCUGGAGGUGACCUGCUCUGAACAGUAAAAUCUAUAAAUGUGUGGACAUUUUUCUUGAGUCAAAAUGGAAAUUUCCCUAAAUGAUCAAAGUUGCAGUCUAAUGAAAAAUGAAGCAGUCUAUAAAAAAGUUGAAUGAAGAGGAUUUCUAGACUGAAAAGGAUUUACAAAUGUAAUGCUGAUGUUUGAAGGUAAAGUUUAACUGUUGGCUAUUGUGUUAUUUUAGUUAUUUUGGG